Vanessa tameamea is the source of this 477-nucleotide messenger RNA. RefSeq lists its product as uncharacterized. NCBI's taxonomy places the organism in Eukaryota, Metazoa, Arthropoda, Insecta, Lepidoptera, Nymphalidae. Bases 102 to 419 code for a protein of 105 amino acids. The record is from RefSeq and is a predicted model, not a curated record. Gene Ontology annotation, cellular component: BORC complex. The transcript is spliced from 3 exons.
GACAUUGACAGAAUUAGUUCGCUGUUAAAUCAAAAUGUAAACAAAUAUUGAUCUGUUCUUAUCAAAUCAUUUUGAAGCUAUAUAUUUAAAAUAUUACCAUUAUGACAUCAGCUUCAUCAAGCAGUGCCCGAUCUUUAUUUGCUGAGUCUAAGCAACGUUUAGCUGAGAGAGUUCAAGUUAAUAUGAAUAAUAUAGCCUCUUUGGCUCGACAGAUACAGAGAGGGUCAAAAUCAAACGAGCUCCUGUCGAAAGCUGCACGAGACUUUGCUGCAACUGAGCACUUGAUGGAAGGAAGCGAAGAAAAUCUUAAAAAAAUGCAACUGAUUUCAGUUCAUAUGGGAUACCAAUACGAGAAUAUACAUAAAUCUGCUCAAAUGUUAACUGAAAUUAAUGAACAGAUUGCUAUGAUGCAUAGAUGAUAAAUUACAAUAUUGUUAUACUGUUUGUUAAUAUCAUCAUAUCAUAAAAAGAAAUAAA